Molecule: messenger RNA, 699 nt
Organism: Hyposmocoma kahamanoa
Lineage: Eukaryota; Metazoa; Arthropoda; Insecta; Lepidoptera; Cosmopterigidae
Exons: 1
Coding region: 1-699 (232 amino acids)
Biological process (GO): DNA integration
Molecular function (GO): nucleic acid binding
Source: RefSeq, a predicted model, not a curated record
AUGUGGGGACACAGGGUGGUGAUUCCGGAAAGCUGUAGGGCUAAGGUGUUGGAAGUGAUCCAUGAACCUCACAUUGAUAUCGUGAAGUCGAAAGCGAUAGCGCGCAGCUACGUGUGGUGGGCCGGUAUCGACGAGGCAGUGGAGACAACGUGCCGCGCGUGCGCCAUAUGCGCGGCGCACGCCGACCAGCCUGCAGAACACACGCCGCGUGUUUGGCCGUGGCCAGUGCGAACGUGGUCUAGGGUACACCUAGACUUUUUAGGGCCCAUCGGCGGUAAGACGUACCUAGUAGUGGUAGACGCUACUUCGAAGUGGUUAGAAAUUUUUAACGUUCCAAGUACGGCUGCCGGGUCCACUAUUAACAAAUUAAGUGAACUAUGGGGCAGAAUGGGUUUGCCUAAGCUUGUUGUCACGGAUAAUGGGCCACCGUUCACUAGUUUAGAAUUUCAAAUAUUCUUAAAGGAAGACGGGAUUGAACAUGUGUUUACGGCCCCCUAUCACCUUUCGUCUAACGGGGCGGCUGAAAAUGCGGUUAAGACGUUGAAAAAGGUAAUAAAGAAAGCAACAUCAGAAGGUGAAAGCGUAAAUAGGUCCUUAGACACGUUUUUACUUUAUUACCGCAAUACCGAACAUUCAUCUACCGGAGAGAGUCCCGCUAUGUUGCUAUUAGGCAUCUACGCACGCGCCUGGAUGCUUUGA